GGUUUUGAAAGCAAGCAGUGUUUUUGCUACACCUGCUGCAAAUGAAGUUGGUAAACAGGAGAAUAAGUAUAAAUCUCUCCCAUAGGCUGGCAGACAUCAGCAAGUUUCUGACCUUUGGUGACUGGAAUUUAGGAGUAUAUUGGAGGGUGGCUGUUUCCAGGAUGAAGACUUCCUUGAUUUCCCUUCAGCAGCCUGAACAGCUGUCUUCAUUGUCACUCCGUCGCAUCCGCUUGUACAACACGAAGAAGAAAAUGACUUAUUCAGGCUACAUAUACAAAAUCCUCAAACAGGUUCCUCAAGACACAGGCAAAUGCUGCUGGGCCGUGGAGGUCAUUCACUCCCUGAAUAAACCUCACCUGUAUGGGAAGGUGGCAUUGGAGGCAGCCAGGUUGACCCACUACAAGAAGAAGCUCCUGGUCACCAGCACAGAAAUCCAUGCAGCAGUCAAGAUGGUUCUUCUGGUGGAGGCACUGAAAGGGAACCUGAAAGAACCCUUUUGGCCUGCAAAUAGUCGUGUUGACUCCACAUGAGAAUUUGGCCAGAGUUCUGCAAUCCUUUUAAAUGUUGGUCAAGGUGCACUUACACUCUUCCUCUUUUUGUAAUAAAGAUAUAUUUAAUUGUUGCUUCACAA
Messenger RNA from Hemicordylus capensis (graceful crag lizard), 631 nucleotides. Its product is annotated as histone H2B-like. Lineage: Eukaryota; Metazoa; Chordata; Lepidosauria; Squamata; Cordylidae. Gene Ontology annotation, molecular function: structural constituent of chromatin; protein heterodimerization activity; DNA binding. The record is from RefSeq and is a predicted model, not a curated record. The coding region runs from base 42 to 530 and encodes 162 amino acids. Gene Ontology annotation, cellular component: nucleosome. The transcript has 3 exons.